Messenger RNA from Hemisphaericaspora subhashii, 726 nucleotides. It is a transcript of the gene PGA33, whose product is annotated as Pga33p. The record is from RefSeq and is a predicted model, not a curated record. Bases 1 to 726 code for a protein of 241 amino acids. The transcript has a single exon. NCBI's taxonomy places the organism in Eukaryota, Fungi, Ascomycota, Pichiomycetes, Serinales, Debaryomycetaceae.
AUGAAGUCUGCCUUACUUUUACUUCUCCUUGCUGGUCAUCUCUGUGCUGCUGCGGAUUUAGCUGAUACAACUACACCAUUAGCAGAUGCUGGUGUUGCAGCUACUACUACCACUCCUUUAGCAGAUGGAGCUGCGGCUGCCGCUGUUGACACAACAACAACUACUCCUCUUGUCGAUGGUGCAGUCGCUACAACUACUCCACUUAAUGGUGUAGUCACUACUCCAGUCACUACAGCAGCCACCACCACUCCUACCACAGUCGUUCCCGGAGCUGAUCCUGCUACUACAACUACCGGUACAAACACGAAAACAGGUACCACCACUUCUAAAACCGGUACAACUCUACCAACAACUAUUACAACCGCAACUGGUCCAGCAGAUCCAGCUACCAUGAAUGCAUCCCAACUCAGCCAAUACUCACUCACAAUCACCAUGAAUGCUGCCCAACUUGCAUCCUAUAAAGCUACUCAUACCGACCCAGCUUCUAAAGCAACUACUACUAAUGGACCAAGUCCGGAUGAAAAUCCUAAUACUGAGGUAGAUGGUACGACUAAGGGGCUUACAUUUGUGACUACUAGAGUAUUGAGAUCGACUUCCGCUGCAGCUACUGGUGGUACACUGUCUGGUGUUAAGAAUGCGAAUGGGGGUGUGAGUGAAGUAGUUAGUGGGAAGAUGAUUUUUGUUUCUGUUGUUAUUGGUGUUUUGAGUGGUGCUUUGGGAUUGUAG